AUGAAGGAGAAGGCGAUGAUCAAGACCGCCAAGAUGCAGGGCAACAUGAUGGAGCUGGUGGGGAGCAACCCCCCACAGAGGAACUGGAAAGGGAUCGCCAUCGCGCUGCUCGUGAUCCUGGUCAUCUGCUCCCUGAUCGUCACCUCCGUCAUCCUGCUGACGCCAGUGGAAGACAACAGUCUCUCUCAGAAGAAGAAGGUCACGGUGGAGGAUCUCUUCAGUGCCGAGUUCAAAGUUCACGACCCCGAGGCUAAGUGGAUCAGCGAUAACGAAUUCAUCUACAAAGAGCAGAAAGGAAAUGUGAUCCUGCGGAAUGUUGAAACUAAUCUGUCUACAGUGUUAAUAGAAGGAAAAAAAAUUGAGUCACUGCGAGCCGUCAGAUACGAGGUGUCUCCCGAUAAGGAAUAUGCACUUUUCUCCUACAACCUGGAGCCCAUUCACCGGCACUCCUACACCGGGUACUACGUCCUGAGCAAAAUCCCGCACUGGGACCCUCAGCGUCUGGACCCCCCGGAGGUGAGCGACGCGAAGCUGCAGUACGCAGGCUGGGGCCCCAAAGGCCAGCAGCUGAUAUUCAUCUUUGAGAACAACAUCUACUACUGCGCUCACGUGGGGAAGCAGGCCAUCCGCGUGGUCUCCACAGGGAAGGAGGACGUCAUCUACAAUGGCCUCAGCGACUGGCUGUACGAAGAGGAGAUCUUGAAGACCCACAUCGCCCACUGGUGGUCUCCGGACGGCACGAGGCUCGCCUAUGCCACCAUCAAUGACUCGCGCGUACCCGUCAUGGAGCUCCCAGCCUACACGGGUGCCGUGUACCCCACCGGGAAGCUCUACCACUACCCCAAGGCCGGGUGUGAGAACCCCACCAUUUCCCUGCACGUCAUCGGCUUGAACGGGCCCACCCACGACCUGGAGAUGACGCCACCCGACGACCCUCGGAUGAGGGAAUACUACAUCACCAUGGUGAAGUGGGCCACCAACACCAAGGUCGCCGUGAACUGGCUGAGCCGGGCGCAGAACGUGUCCAUCCUCACCCUCUGCGACGCCACCACAGGCGUCUGCACCAAGAAACACGAGGAUGAAAGUGAAGCCUGGCUCCACAGACAGAAUGAGGAGCCGCUGUUCUCCAGGGACGGACGGAAGCUCUUCUUCGUCAGAGCCAUCCCGCAGGGCGGGCAGGGCAAGUUCUACCACAUCACCGUGUCCUCCUCCCAGCCCAACAGCAGCAGCGACAACAUCCACUCCAUCACGUCGGGGGACUGGGACGUGACCAAGAUCCUGGCCUACGACGAGAAGCGGAACAAGAUCUACUUCCUCAGCACCGAGGACCUGCCCCGGAGACGCCACCUCUACAGCGCCAGCACAGUGGGCAACUUCAACCGGCAGUGCCUGUCCUGCGACCUGGUGGGCAACUGCACCUACUUCAGCGCAUCCUUCAGCCACAGCGCCGACUUCUUCCUGCUCACGUGCGAAGGUCCUGGUGUCCCCAUGGUGACUGUGCACAACACCACAGACAGGAAAAAAAUGUUUGACCUGGAAACAAAUGAGCACGUACGGAAGGCUAUAAGUGACCGGCAGAUGCCCAAAGUGGAAUACAAGGAAAUCAAGAUGGAAGAUUACAGCCUGUCCAUGCAGAUCCUCAAGCCCGCGACCUUCACGGAGACCAUGCACUACCCGCUGCUCCUGGUGGUAUCGAUGCUGAAGGAGCCGUACGUCGACAGGACGCGCGUGGCCGUGUUCGGGGAGGACUAUGGCGGCUACCUGAGCUCUUACAUCCUCCCGGCGAAGGGAGAAAACCAGGGUCAGAUGUUCGCCUGCGGCUCGGCUCUCUCUCCAAUAACGGACUUCAAGCUCUACGCCUCGGCCUUUUCCGAGCGGUACCUGGGCCUCUACGGACUGGACAACAGGGCGUAUGAGAUGACCAAGGUGGCCCACCGGGUAUCGGCGCUGGACGGGCAGCAGUUUCUGAUCAUCCACGCGACGGCCGAUGAAAAAGUCCACUUCCAGCACACCGCCGAGCUCAUCACCCAGCUGAUCAAGGCGAAGGCCAACUACAGCCUGCAGAUCUACCCGGACGAAAGCCAUUACUUCCACAGCGAGCGCCUCAAGCAGCACCUGUUCCGCGCCAUCGUCACCUUCUUCGCCGAGUGCUUCCAAGUCCAGGACAAGCCGCCAGCCGCGCCGGCAAAGGAGGAGGAGGAGGAGGAGGACUGA
Molecule: messenger RNA, 2214 nt
Organism: Pipistrellus nathusii (Nathusius's pipistrelle)
Lineage: Eukaryota; Metazoa; Chordata; Mammalia; Chiroptera; Vespertilionidae
Source: the annotation of a GenBank genome assembly